Messenger RNA from Delphinapterus leucas (beluga whale), 3347 nucleotides. The record is from RefSeq and is a predicted model, not a curated record. NCBI's taxonomy places the organism in Eukaryota, Metazoa, Chordata, Mammalia, Artiodactyla, Monodontidae.
AUGGCUCUGGAGCCUGAGGGCUCAGCCACACUCUGUGAUUCCCUGAUGAAGAAUUUUGUCUUAGCCACGGACCUGGUGGGCAGUCAGGAGGGGGUUUAUUAUUGUGAACGUUGGCACCAGAAGCCCCAAUAUUCAGGACCGAAGUGCUCCCCAAACUAUGCAUUAGGGAGCAGCAGCCCUUUGCACGCAGAACGGAAAAGCCACUGCCUGAAGACUAAACCUGAACGUCAAAGGCUGGAGAGAGGAAGCGCUGGUGGCUCCCCAGAGCCCCCAGGGUGCAGCUCCCCUGCUCCACCAGGGAACCUUUGCCAUAGACCGAGAGUCCUCUUCCUUCCAGGAAGGGGCAAACCCAACCUAGCUGGGGGCCUAUGAGAGGGAGCAGCCCACCUCCUCCCUGGGGGAGUCUCUGACUUGGUGAAGUCUGGGAGGCCCUCUGGGCCCCAGGAUGGACUGUGCAGCACGCGGGAGGAGGGCAAACCAGAGACAGGGCAGAAGGGAGCCAGGAAACACCCAGCUUGUUGUUUCAGACUCUCUGUUCAUAAAGUCCCCUCCGGAAACUCACUGCCUGCCUCAUACACGUUUCCUAAACAGCAAAGCUCCACUCCAUGCAAGGCUCCAUUUUUCUUCGGUGGAAAACCAUUUAAAUCACCAGACCCCAACACCCACCCUCCAUUCUCGCCCAGAAGUUAGAAUUAUCAGGUUGGCUUCAGGCCCUGGUCCAUGAACUUGAUACCCCUUUCCUGCUGCUCAGACAGACUGAGCAGGGCAGUGAGUCCCUCUCAACAAUGUCCUCUGCAUUCCCUCAGCUCGCAUACACAGGGCAGCCUAUGUGGCUGAGGGGUGUACACGCACACGCGCGCGCACACGCUGUUGUGGCUCCAAGCAGGGGCUCUGCAGUCAGGCUGCUGCCUGGGUUAGAAUUCUUGCUCCACAGUUACUAGUUCUGGGAUCUUGGACAAGUGACUGAAAUUCCCUGUACCUCAGUUUCUUCUUCUGGGAAAUGGGGAAAAUAACAGCUUUGAGAAGGUAAAAUGAGGCACUGCAUAUAAAGAACCUGGUGCAGUGUCUGGCACACAGGAAGUGCUCAAUAGGGUUGCUUUCAUUGUUUGAUUUAGUGGAAUGAAUUGAAUGCAUAUAGACACAUGGACUCAGCUUACACACACACACACACACACACACACACAUGCACACACACACAUCUGCUACAAAGAACUACAUCAAUUACAUUCAGGCAUACCCCAGAGCGCUACAACUCUCUGAGAGGACAUCUGGAAAUUUAGAAAUCAUUCCCUGUGCCCUUUCAGGCAUUAUAACCCCACAUUCCUCUGCUCUUCUAAGAAUGGGAGUCCCCCCGACCUGUCUGUGAGUCACUGCAUUCGCUUGAGCCCCGUGCUGAGGGAGACACGAGAAUGCUCCAUCAACAACCCCAGCGUGGGGCUCUGAGGCACAAAGAAACGCCGUCAGGUCGCGGCGGCAGACUCAUCAGGCAGCACAGUCCUGGCCACAGCCGUGCACAGCCCUUCCCUCCCGGCACCGGGACGCUGCGCCCACGGUUUCCAUGUCUCUCUCCCUGUGAGACACCAAGAUCCACACAGACAAGGACCCUGGGUGGUUUGCUCUUGUAUUCCUGACGGCCAUCACAGAGCUGGGCAGAGCCGGGACGGACAGACAGGCACGCGUGGUCAGGGAAGCAGUCACUUCCUGCCCCAAACAGAGGCACGUCGGUGUCCCCAGGAGACCCUGGGAGGGCUCCCAGCCACAGCAAUCAGGGCUUGGGCUGGCUGGAUUGAGUCUAGGCCUGUGGGCCACAGAGACCACCUACCGCAAACAUACACUAGGAGCACACAGCCUCCCUGAAACAAGACUGUCUCUUAAAGAGAUUUCCUGUGGUAUAGGAUGCUAAGAUCUGGCCCUGCUAGAGGCAUCUGCAUUUUCAAAGAAAGGAUUGGAGAGGGCAAUGCCUACCCAGUGGAAAGAGCGACAUUGAAGUUUUCACCGUAGGCUGAUAAAGGAAACAUUUUCCCUUUCCCCUCAAAUCGAGGUUACUUCGUAAACGUGAAUAAGACAGAGUUAAGGGGCUAGCUCAAGGUUGCCCUGUGACCAAAGAGAGCUGAGACACAAACUGAGAAGGGAUUCUUUCCCAGCAGCCCACUGAGUGGCCAGGCUGCAGUCAGCAAAGAGAUGUGCAAAAGCAAGGGAGCCCCCAUGCCAGGUGAAUGGUUCGUUGCUGCCUCCAUAACCUCCUCCCACCGCCGGACUGGGCCGGGAGACCUGCCUCCUGCUGUAUCUGCUACGUGAGUCUGGCUGUCCAGCUUUGCUCUGUGUCCUCUGCUUCCUCUGCUUCCACUCCAUGGCAUCUGCUGGUACUGGUGCCUCCAUCAGGCGAGUGGGUCUCUGAAUCACUGAGGCAGCUUCCCCUCACUGAGGCAGCUCUCCCUGCACCCCGUGCCCCAGUCACGCACUACCACACCAGGCCCCGAAGCCAGGCAAGGAGGAGCUAGGCCAGCUCCUCCACCUUUAGGAGGAGAUUUCGGGGUUAAUCAACUCUAUUCACGUUGCAGGUUGUGCUCCCUCUUACCUUGAAAGUGAACUCACAGGCGGAUUAAAGUGAAAUAAAAUCUACCAUUUGAGUUACAUUCUCAGCUGAUUGGAAACAUGCAUUACCUCCCCAUGACCGGGCCAUGAGAAGGGAAGUUAUCUCUCUUUAGAGUUUGUAAACUCUUUAGACCAGAGGCAGCUUUAAUGCUGCUGGGGGAAAAAAAUGAUCCGGGAAUAAAUUGCUCUCAUUUACCUUUGUUUUCCAAUCAUACGCUCCAGUGGGAACAAAACAGCCUAAGUGAGUGGAUGUGGGGAGCCAGGUGAUCCUCAACAGAAGAGUUUCAUUAUUUCCUUCUUUAGGCACAUGAGUUGAAAGGGCUUUAGGUGCCAUUUGGCAGGGGGCUUGCACCACAAAAAUGUGUGUCCCGCAGUAAUGUCAGCAUCCUUGAGCUGUUUCUAUCUCUGCUUCCACUUCCCCGUGACACCCACUUCUUUAAGGGGCACUAUCACCAGAGUGCGCAGCUCCAGACGUUUGGGAACAAGAAACAAGGAGUCUGAGAAAGGGCAGAUGUGAAUCAAAACCAAAUCACAGUCCAGGGAGGAGGGAGAAACCGUGGGGUCUGGGGUUCUGGAGGGGGCUUUCCUUCCCCUCUGUUCUCCGAUCCUCUCUGCGUUACCUAACACAGAGCUUACAUAGAGCAGGUACUAGGCAAAGCCAUCAGGACGCCCCAGGCUCUGAGCCAAGCACUUUAACUGCUGGAAGGAGCCCCCGCUGGGAUGUCUGCCUCACUUUCCUUUAAAGAUGUGCA